AUGCAGCUUCGCCUCCAACAGAGCAUCUUCCGGCAGACUGCUUAUCGGAAUUCCCGCAGUAGGCGUGCACGCUUUGUGUUGCACCUAGUGGAGUACAGGGUGAGACGCCGGAGAGGCGCCCCAAUGCCACACCCCGAUGCCGUGUACACGGCCCUCGCCCGGGGCAGGGCAAGGCAUAACCCGCGCAGGGUCUCCCUCUUCCGCCCUCAAAAACAACGAAAUCGCUGCCAAGCGGAGCAGGCGUUGGCUCGCUGCCCCGAUGUGGGCAAACGGUGUGGGCACCGCUCAUGCUCCGGCUGCUCUGUAACGUGGCCCCCCAAAAGGGCGGGAAAGCGUUCCGUAGUGACCGGGGCACCUCCUGUACCAACGAGGGAGCGCUUCGUCAGAGCCAACGUUGACCUCCACGAAGUGCUUGUUGGCCCACUCUGCCGCGACAUUCAGGCCUCUCCUGCGGAGCUGAGUGGAGGACACACCUAUCGCUGUGGCGCGUGGUGGGGGCGCUGCCAUCGGCGAAGGCGCCAUGACGGACAAAAGCGCUGCAGCAAGAUGAGCACUGAGUAA
Molecule: messenger RNA, 561 nt
Organism: Trypanosoma rangeli
Lineage: Eukaryota; Euglenozoa; Kinetoplastea; Trypanosomatida; Trypanosomatidae
Exons: 1
Coding region: 1-561 (186 amino acids)
Source: RefSeq, a predicted model, not a curated record